AUGGCAAAGCACCGGGAGAUGCAGAGCUUCCUGGAUAAGCAGUCUGACAGGGAGGGUUUGGCGGAUUUCCUGGGCUCCAGGAGGAAGCUCUGCUCUCCAGAGAAGCCAGCUGAUCUCCAGGGCUUCGGAGCAGGAUCCAGGUACGGCCCUGGGUGCAGGGAGUGCGGAGCCCAUCUGGGUGUGCGACCGACGUGGGGUCCCCAGCCCCGGGAAGCCGGCCCGGCUCCGCUGGCGCCGGGACGUGUUGUCUUUGGCAGCAGCACGGGGCCAGCGAGCCCAUCGCCCGCCGAAUUCCGAGACCACAAGAGCAAACUUUUAAGGCUAGAAAGUUACCCCAACACCAGCCCAGACGUGAGACAGGCCCCAUUCCGGCAAACGUCGCCCUGUCCCCGCGUCGCGGCGGGACAGGAACCUCGCGCGGGGCUGCAGGGCCAGCGGCUACCCGGCCCUACCUCCGCCCCGCUCCCACAUCUGCAGCUGGAAUUGCAAUUUGAAGCGCUGCCGGGGCUGGGCCGGCGAGUGGGAGUGGGAGGAAGGCGCUGGGGGAAGGCAGAGGAAGCCGGAGAGGCGGCCGGCACGGCACGACACGGCACGGCGCGGUGCAGCGCGGUGCACCUAGCACGGGAGCUGCAGCAUCGUCCGACCAGCAGCGCACGGGGGACAACAUCGGGCGCCGCGGCGGGACGGGGCCCGGAGGCGGGUGCCAGCGGGGAGCGGUGCCCCACGCCGUCACCGCCCGGCUCGCCAGGGACGCGCCACAGCUGCAGCAUCGCCCCACUGACACCCUCCCAGUCCCCGAGGAGCGAGGCACACGCCGCCCCGGCCGCCUCCUUCGCCGUGGUGGUGGCCAUCGACUUCGGCACCACAUCCAGCGGCUACGCCUUCAGCUUCCGCAGCGACCCCGAGGCCAUCCACAUGAUGAGAAGAUGGGAAGGUGGUGACCCGGGGGUGGCCAACCAGAAGACUCCCACCAGCCUGCUGCUGACACCAGCGGGCACCUUCCACAGCUUCGGCUACACGGCCAGGGAUUACUACCACGACCUGGACCCCGAGGAGGCCCGCGACUGGCUCUACUUUGAGAAGUUCAAGAUGAAGAUCCACAGCACCAGCGACCUCACCAUGCAGACGGAGCUGGAGGCUGUGAACGGGAGGAAGGUGCGGGCGCUGGAGGUGUUCGCCCACGCGCUGCGCUUCUUCAAGCAGCACGCCGUGCAGGAGCUGCAGGAGCAGUGCCCGGCGCUGCCGGAGAGCGGCGCCGUGCGCUGGGUCAUCACCGUGCCCGCCAUCUGGAAGCAGCCGGCCAAGCAGUUCAUGCGCGAGGCUGCCUACGAGGUGAGCGCGGCCCAACGGUGGUGUCACCAUCCCCUCGGGGUGUCGCCUCCGCGGGGCCGGGACCUCACAGCAGCUCUGCCCGCAGCCCGGGAGCAGCUCCGGCGCUCCCGCCACAGCCGGACCUUCCUGGUGGAGUCGGGCGUCGGGGAGCUCUGGGCAGAGAUGCAGGCAGGCGACCGCUACAUCGUGGCGGACUGCGGCGGGGGGACCGCGGCCCUGCCAUCCACCCUCAGUGUCACCAUGGUUAAGUGGUCGUCGCAGGGGAUGCUGCGCCUGUCGCCUGACGCCAUGAGCGAGCUCUUCCAGCCCACCAUCAGCCAGAUCGUGGCGCACAUCGGGGAGCUGCUGCGCAAGCCCGAGGUGCAGGGCGUCAAGUUCCUGUUCCUGGUGGGCGGCUUCGCCGAGUCACCGAUGCUGCAGCACGCGGUGCAGGCGGCGUUCGGCGGCGCGUGCCGCGUCGUGGUGCCGCAGGACGUGGGGCUCACCAUCCUCAAGGGCGCCGUGCUCUUCGGCCUCGACCCCGGCCUCGCGGGCGGCGCGCGCGGGCGGCGCGAGAUCCGCGCCACCAUGCAGUUCGGGGACACCGAGAUCAAGGUCACCGCCGUGGACAUCAGGACUGCCAAGACGGUCCGGGCCACCAUCGACUUCCUCUCCAACUGA
Molecule: messenger RNA, 1992 nt
Organism: Tinamus guttatus (white-throated tinamou)
Lineage: Eukaryota; Metazoa; Chordata; Aves; Tinamiformes; Tinamidae
Source: RefSeq, a predicted model, not a curated record